AUGGAGGAAGGUGAGAGGCAGCUGUGGCGGGUCCGAGAGUCGGUGGAUUCUGGCUUGGCUCCCAUAAGCCCGCUUGGCAGUGGUCUCGUCCGGAGACGAUUCUCAGGGACCCCAUUGCUGCCGCCGCUGUCAAGCCGCCUUGGAACCCCUGGAGAGGGUGAGCCCAGUGCCCGUGUGGUGUUCACCAUCGAGGCUCGAGGAACAGAGCAAAGCCACAGUCCAGGCCCCAGCAGCUUUGAUCUGGAAAAUGGACUGUCAUGCGGGAGAAGCACCCUGGACCCUCAGGCCGGGCCUGGCCUUGGCCGGGUCAUCCAGGCGCCUGCUCAGCACGGCCAGAGGCGAGAGUCCUUCCUGUACCGCUCCGACAGCGACUACGACCUCUCACCCAAGGCCAUGUCUCGGAACUCCUCUGUGGCUAGUGAUCUACACGGAGAAGACAUGAUGUCGACGCCUUUUGCCCAGGUGGCCCGCGACCUGAGGGACGGGGCGAGGCGGGGCAAGGGGUGGGUGGGGGCGGGGCCCACGAGUGAGGGAGGCCAUCUGUACCGCAGGCAGGCAUCGGUCGAAAACCCCCUAUUUGGCAGUCAGCCCCCUCCACUUACAGAGGACACUGGGCAGAAGCUGGCUCUGGAGACACUGGACGAGCUGGACUGGUGUCUGGAUCAGCUGGAGACACUGCAGACGCGGCACUCAGUGGGGGAGAUGGCCUCCAACAAGUUCAAGCGGAUGCUGAACCGGGAAUUAACUCACCUGUCUGAAACCAGCCGCUCUGGGAACCAGGUGUCCGAGUACAUCUCCCGAACCUUCCUGGACCAGCAGACUGAGAUGGAGUUGCCCAGGGUGACCCCCACGGAGACCCCAAGGCCCAUGUCCCAGAUCAGCAGCCUGCGUGGGCUCCCCCACAGUGCCGGCCUCUCUGCAGCCACCAUCCCACGCUUUGGGGUCCAGACUGACCAGGAGGGGCAGCUGGCCAAGGAACUGGAAGAUACCAACAAAUGGGGGCUCGACGUGUUCAAGGUGGCAGAGCUAAGUGGGAACCGGCCCCUUACAACCAUCAUGUUCAACAUCUUUCAGGAACGAGACCUGCUCAAGACAUUUCAGAUCCCAGCAGACACACUCGCCACCUACCUUCUGACGUUGGAGAGUCACUACCAUGCCGAUGUGGCCUACCACAACAGCCUACACGCCGCCGACGUGGCUCAGUCCACGCACGUGCUGCUGGCCACACCUGCCCUUGAGGCCGUUUUCACAGACCUGGAAGUCCUGGCUGCUAUCUUCGCAAGCGCCAUCCACGACGUGGACCACCCUGGGGUCUCCAACCAGUUUCUCGUUAACACCAACUCAGAGCUUGCGCUCAUGUACAACGAUGCCUCCGUGCUGGAGAACCACCACCUGGCCGUGGGCUUCAAGCUGCUGCAGGCAGAGAACUGUGACAUCUUCCAGAAUCUCAGUGCCAAGCAGCGGCUGAGUCUGCGCAGGAUGGUCAUCGACAUGGUGCUGGCCACGGACAUGUCCAAACACAUGAACCUCCUGGCCGACCUCAAGACCAUGGUGGAGACCAAGAAGGUGACAAGCCUUGGAGUCCUGCUGUUGGACAACUAUUCUGACCGCAUCCAGGUCUUGCAGAAUCUGGUACACUGUGCCGACCUCAGCAACCCCACCAAGCCGCUGGAGCUGUACCGCCGGUGGACCGACCGCAUCAUGGCCGAGUUCUUCCAGCAGGGCGACCGGGAGCGUGAAUCAGGCCUGGAUAUCAGCCCCAUGUGUGACAAGCACACCGCCUCGGUGGAGAAGUCCCAGGUGGGUUUCAUUGAUUACAUUGCACACCCACUGUGGGAGACGUGGGCUGAUCUCGUGCACCCAGACGCACAGGACCUGUUGGAUACACUGGAGGACAACCGUGAGUGGUACCAGAGCAAGAUCCCCCGCAGUCCUGUGGAUCUCACCCGCCCCGAGCAGGGUGGCCCCGACAGGUUCCAGUUUGAGCUGACUCUGGAGGAGGCAGAAGAAGAGGAGGAGGAGGAGGAGGGACCAACAUUGGACACGGAGGUCUCGGAGUCACCUGACACUGAGCUGCUGGUCCCUGAGGCCAGCCCAGACCCUGGGGCCCUACCCCUGGACAACCAGAGGCCUGUGGGCAAGCCCUGCGUGGACCAUGAGGCCAGUGUGAUGGCUGAGCCCUUCGGGACCUAA
Puma concolor (puma) is the source of this 2193-nucleotide messenger RNA. The record is from RefSeq and is a predicted model, not a curated record. Lineage: Eukaryota; Metazoa; Chordata; Mammalia; Carnivora; Felidae.